AAGAAUAAUACACUAUAAAGCAGCAAACCAGCUGUAAAGUCAUACCUAUUAACCGAAAGACACAUUUACGACUAGUAUUUGCGGAGAAUAUUUCUAUUUUGCUCAAAAACUUUUGAAAAUGACAUCUAUCAUACUGGCAAUUUUGCUGAUUACGACCACAUUUACAAGUGGCAUUGACUGGAACGGAAAUGAUUGGGCAAUGUGGUGUGAUUUCACUGGCAAUGAUCUAACAAGUGUACAAAUCAGAGGAGAAGAUUGUGGACCUCGAUGUAUUUUAACUCCAGGCUGCACACAUUUUACUUGGACCGAUUAUAAUGGAGGAACGUGCUGGAUGAAAAAGAACGGAGCAUCUAAAAACGAUGCAGUUCCAAAAUACGAUUCCGGAGCGGUUUGUGGGGUUAAUCCUGGCGCAAACUCUGGUGGCGGUGGAGGAGCACGUACAAUCACUUUCAAAAGUCGUUGCGUGGAACAAAUUUGGAUUAAUCCUUUCACCAGCGCUGAUGGACCUGUUUUAGGCAAUGGGGUGACACGUAUUAGUCCAAAUGGUCAGGUAACGUUCACGAUUCCUGAUUCGGGAUGGGCAGGCCGCUUCUGGCCAAAAACUGGUUGCGACAGUAAUGGUCAAAGUUGUACUGUUGGUCAGUCGGUUCCUCCAUGUCCGAGUACUGGAUGCCAACCUCCUGCCGAUACAAAGGUUGAGUUCUUCUAUCCACCAAAAAAUGAUGUGAAUAGCGCUGUUUGGUAUGAUGUAAGUUUAGUUGACGGUUACUCCUUGCCAAUGGAAAUUAUUCCCAGCAGACAACAAGGGUCAUGUGUAACGACCAAUUGUGCUAUGUCAUUGAACUCGUGUCCAACAAAUGAGAAUUCAGUGGGUGAUCUGCGGGUAAUGCAAAACGGUCGCGUCGUUCAAUGCUUAGCCCCCUGCAAGAAAUGGAAUUUCCCAGGGCCUUAUGGACUAGGCCAGUCUGAACAACUAUUUACCGGACAACAGUUUUGCUGUCCAACUCCACCGAUGAGCCCGGAACAAUGCAGAGCUGGUCAAGUGAUUAGAACACAAUAUGUGAAUUUGAUUCAUAGGGACUGUCCAACGGCUUACAGUUACGCGUAUGAUGAUGAAGCUGGAUUGCAUAAUUGUCCGAAUCCAAUUAAUUUCGAUAUUACGAUUUGUUAAGCAUUUCUACAUUGUUUAAGGGCACUUCUAAAAAAAGAACUUUAUUUUAUUCUAAGAAAUUAAAUUAUUUUCGUGAAUUGAAAA
This is a messenger RNA of Bradysia coprophila, 1255 nucleotides long. RefSeq lists its product as uncharacterized. Lineage: Eukaryota; Metazoa; Arthropoda; Insecta; Diptera; Sciaridae. The record is from RefSeq and is a predicted model, not a curated record.